Phytophthora sojae is the source of this 729-nucleotide messenger RNA. RefSeq lists its product as hypothetical. The record is from RefSeq and is a predicted model, not a curated record. Gene Ontology annotation, cellular component: extracellular region. Lineage: Eukaryota; Oomycota; Peronosporomycetes; Peronosporales; Peronosporaceae. The coding region runs from base 1 to 729 and encodes 242 amino acids. The transcript is spliced from 4 exons.
AUGCAGUUCGCCGCCGUCUUACUCUUCCUGCUCAGCAUCUCGGCAGUCGCAGCUGAAGACGCCUGUCCUCCGACCGAGGUGGUCAAGUUCGCUGAGCUCUACGCCAACCCGCACCUGCAUCCGUGCCAGAAGGUCUCUGCCGGCUUUUCCCUGGUCCCUCCGAUGGGCUACCCGACGGAGCCGCAAGUCAAGGCCAUGUGCGCUGCUGAGGCUUGCCGAGCGCUGGUCAAGGACGUCCUCGCUCUCGAGCCUGCCGACUGCUACCUGUCUCUCUCCGGAGCCAAGUUGAACGCGCACAAGAUGGCGUGUAGCUUCCGGGAGGCGUGCGAAGAUGACACGGACCACAAGGAGCACGAGGACGACAAACACAAGCCGACACCGAAGCAUUCAGAUGACAAGCACCGUCCGAAGCCAACUGAGCACGACGACAAGCACUACUACCCGACUCCGAAGCCAAUGGAAGGCAAGCAUUACAAGACGCCCAAGCCAACCGAAGAGAAGUACCACCCGACGCCCAAGCCCACGGAGGACAAGCACUACUCGACUCCGAAGCCCACCGAGGACAAGCACUACGACACCCCGAAGCCAACCGAGGAAAAAACGACAAAUCGACCACGUGGGCAACGUCAGCUCGACGACCGACUCAAGCCCCCGAUGAACGGUACGGCUCUCGAGUUCUUCCCAAUGCCCAACACGACGUACAAGGCGACUCCUGAGCCAAAGGCGUAG